CUUCAAUCCAACUGGAUCAAGCUGAGACCUGAAAAGAGAUCUUGAAUCCUGUGGCAGUGGACAGACCCAAGAAUGCCAGUCAAGAAGAAAGAUACUGAUCGAGCUUUAUCAUUAUUGGAAGAAUAUUGCAAAAAGUUAAGGAGACCAGAGGAACAACUGCUGAAAAAUGCUGUUAAAAAGGUGAUGAGUAUCUUUAAGAGCAGCUUAUUCCAAGCUUUGCUAGAUAUUCAAGAAUUUUAUGAGGUGACAUUGCUCAAUUCUCAAAAAAGUUGUGAGCAGAAGAUAGAAGAAGCCAAUCAAGUUGCACAGAAAUGGGAAAAGACAUCCUUUUUUGCCCCAUACCAUGAUAAUCUUCAAAAAUCUCCAGAGCAUAUAGCUUGCAGUGGACUAAAAGAAAAUGCUUCAUGUAUUGAGCAAAACAAAGAAAGUCAGUGUUUUGAAAAUGAAAUGGUUGAAAAGACAAAUCAAAACCAAGGCAAAUGCCCAGCCCAGAAUUGUUCAGUGGAAGCCCCUGGUUGGAUGCCUGUUCACCACUGUACUAAGUAUCGAUACCAAGAUGAGGACGCUCCACAUGAUCAUUCCUUACCUCGAUUAACCCACGAAGUAAGGGGCCCGGAACUCGUGCACGUAUCAGAAAAGAACCUGUCUCAAAUAGAAAAUGUCCAUGGAUAUGUCUUACAGUCUCAUAUUUCUCCUCUGAAGGCCAGCCCUGCUCCUAUAAUUGUCAACACAGAUACUUUGGACACGAUUCCUUAUGUCAAUGGGACAGAAAUUGAAUAUGAAUUUGAAGAGAUUACAUUGGAGAGGGGAAAUUCUGGUCUGGGAUUCAGUAUUGCUGGAGGGACAGAUAAUCCCCACAUUGGAGAUGACCCUGGCAUAUUUAUUACGAAGAUUAUACCAGGAGGUGCUGCAGCGGAAGAUGGCAGACUCAGGGUCAAUGAUUGUAUCUUGCGGGUGAAUGAGGUCGAUGUGUCCGAGGUUUCCCACAGUAAAGCAGUGGAAGCCCUCAAAGAGGCGGGAUCUAUCGUCCGGCUGUAUGUGCGUAGAAGACGACCAAUUUUGGAAACCGUUGUGGAAAUCAAGUUGUUCAAAGGGCCAAAAGGUUUAGGCUUCUCUAUUGCAGGAGGUGUGGGGAACCAACACAUACCUGGAGACAACAGCAUUUAUGUAACUAAAAUUAUAGAUGGAGGAGCUGCACAAAAAGAUGGAAGGUUGCAAGUAGGAGACAGACUACUAAUGGUAAACAACUACAGUUUAGAAGAAGUAACACAUGAAGAGGCAGUAGCAAUAUUGAAGAAUACAUCAGAUGUAGUUUAUCUAAAAGUUGGCAAACCCACCACAAUUUACAUGACUGAUCCUUAUGGUCCACCUGAUAUUACUCACUCUUAUUCUCCACCAAUGGAAAACCAUCUACUCUCUGGCAACAACGGCACUUUAGAAUACAAAACCUCCCUGCCACCCAUCUCUCCAGGAAGGUACUCGCCAAUUCCAAAGCACAUGCUUGUUGAAGAUGACUACACCAGGCCUCCGGAACCUGUUUACAGCACUGUGAACAAACUAUGUGAUAAGCCUGCUUCUCCCAGGCACUAUUCCCCUGUUGAGUGUGACAAAAGCUUCCUCCUCUCAGCUCCCUACCCCCACUACCACCUAGGCCUGCUCCCUGACUCUGAGAUGACCAGUCAUUCCCAACACAGCACUGCAACCCGUCAGCCUUCAGUGACUCUCCAAAGGGCCAUCUCGCUGGAAGGAGAGCCCCGGAAGGUGGUCCUGCACAAAGGUUCCACUGGCCUGGGCUUCAACAUUGUGGGUGGGGAAGAUGGAGAAGGUAUUUUUGUAUCUUUCAUCCUGGCUGGUGGACCAGCAGACCUGAGUGGGGAGCUUCAGAGAGGAGAUCAGAUUCUUUCGGUGAAUGGCAUUGACCUUCGUGGAGCAUCCCAUGAACAGGCAGCUGCUGCACUAAAGGGAGCUGGGCAGACGGUGACAAUUAUAGCACAAUAUCAACCUGAAGAUUACGCUCGAUUUGAGGCCAAAAUCCAUGACCUACGAGAGCAGAUGAUGAACCACAGCAUGAGCUCCGGGUCCGGGUCCCUGCGAACAAAUCAGAAACGCUCCCUCUAUGUCAGAGCCAUGUUUGACUAUGACAAGAGCAAGGACAGUGGGCUGCCAAGCCAAGGAUUGAGUUUUAAAUAUGGAGAUAUUCUCCAUGUUAUCAACGCCUCUGAUGAUGAGUGGUGGCAAGCCAGGAGAGUCACGCUGGAGGGAGACAGCGAGGAGAUGGGCGUCAUCCCCAGCAAGAGAAGGGUGGAAAGAAAGGAGCGUGCCCGAUUGAAGACAGUGAAGUUUAAUGCAAAACCUGGAGUGAUUGAUUCAAAAGGGUCAUUCAAUGACAAGCGUAAAAAGAGCUUCAUCUUUUCACGAAAAUUCCCAUUCUACAAGAACAAGGAGCAGAGUGAGCAGGAAACCAGUGAUCCUGAACGAGGACAAGAAGACUUCAUUCUUUCCUAUGAGCCUGUCACAAGGCAGGAAAUAAACUAUACCCGGCCAGUGAUUAUCCUGGGCCCCAUGAAGGAUCGGAUCAAUGAUGACUUGAUAUCUGAAUUCCCAGAUAAAUUUGGCUCCUGCGUGCCACAUACCACAAGGCCAAAGCGUGACUAUGAGGUGGAUGGCAGAGACUAUCACUUCGUCAUUUCCAGAGAACAAAUGGAGAAAGACAUCCAAGAGCACAAGUUUAUAGAAGCCGGCCAGUACAAUGACAAUUUAUAUGGAACCAGUGUGCAAUCUGUGAGAUUUGUAGCAGAAAGGGGCAAACACUGUAUACUUGAUGUAUCAGGAAAUGCUAUCAAGCGGCUACAAGUUGCCCAGCUUUAUCCCAUUGCCAUCUUCAUUAAGCCCAAGUCUCUGGAACCUCUGAUGGAAAUGAAUAAGCGUCUAACAGAGGAACAAGCCAAGAAAACCUAUGAUCGAGCAAUUAAGCUAGAACAAGAAUUUGGAGAAUAUUUUACAGCUAUUGUCCAAGGAGACACCUUAGAAGAUAUUUAUAACCAAUGCAAGCUUGUUAUUGAAGAGCAAUCUGGGCCUUUCAUCUGGAUUCCCUCAAAGGAGAAGUUAUAAAUUAGCUACUGCGCCUCUGACAACGACAGAAGAGCAUUUAGGAGAACAAAAUAUAUAUAAUAUUACUACUUGGAGGCUUUUAUGUUUUUGUUGCAUUUAUGUUUUUGCAGUCAAUGUGAAUUCUUAUGAAUGUACAACACAAACUGUGUGAAGCCAUGAAGGAAACGGAGGGGCCAAAGGGUGGGACAGAAAAGACAUUGCAGUACGCAGGAAGGCCUUGGUUUGCUCAAAGUACCAGGUGUAGGGAUGAACCUCUGAUGGGCUUUCUGCCCACGACACGGGCAGCCUCCUCACCCCAGCAGAUGUCCAGAGCUGAUUUAGCUGCUGAGCUCUCUGUGUUUUUUGCUUUAAAGAAAAGUUGCCAGCACUCGAACCUCACCAACCUUCCCAUUACCCACAUCUGUAAUUGGUACACUUCGAGUUUUAUAACUAUGCACAUCCUUUGAUUUCUAAACAAGCAAAAGAAAGAAGGAAAACAGAAAGGAGUCCUUUUGGAGACGGCAUACUAUCAGGGAAGGAUAAGUGUGUGUAGUUUUCUUGGCAUCUGCAAAGACGAGCAUUUCAUAAAAUUCACAAAGUGUGUGGAGGACUAACCUCACUGAGAGGAGGGGAUUCCACCUGGGAUUAGCUUUGAUUAUUGAUUGUCUAUUUUGCCAUUUAUAAACUGAAAGAAGGCACUAAAGAUGAGAAUAAUUUAUACAAUAAAAUAUAUUAAAUGUAUAGAAACGAAUUUCUAUAGGUUAAAAAAGUUUUGUGAAAUAUUUUGUAAAGACUAAUUAAUUGAAAGACUAAAUGUAUGCACUAUCAGCAGAUGAUCAAAUUCAAGGACUGAAAGUUGCACUCUCCCUUUUGUUGCCAAUGAUCCAUUAAGAGUACCUAAGUUCCUCCCCAGUCUGACAAAGACUUCUCACUUCCGCCUAUGAUCUCCCCUCCACACCAGUGGUACACUCCCGUGGAGCACAUCCCUUCAUGAGUCGCCCUCAUGGAUAACUUUUUGGAAGACAUUUGAUUAACGCAUUUUUAAGAUGGUGGUCUUUCAGAAACAAUAUCAUGCAAAUUAACUAAAGGGACGUUUUUACUUUUCUCUAGUGAAGUAACCUGGGCCUGCCACAUAAAUAGUUGGAAAUUACUUUGUUCCUACUUAGUUACAUACAGUUCA
Molecule: messenger RNA, 4270 nt
Organism: Lepus europaeus (European hare)
Lineage: Eukaryota; Metazoa; Chordata; Mammalia; Lagomorpha; Leporidae
Gene: DLG2
Product: discs large MAGUK scaffold protein 2
Exons: 27
Coding region: 73-3111 (1012 amino acids)
Biological process (GO): chemical synaptic transmission
Cellular component (GO): postsynaptic density membrane; neuron projection; neuromuscular junction
Molecular function (GO): kinase binding
Source: RefSeq, a predicted model, not a curated record